Molecule: messenger RNA, 585 nt
Organism: Megachile rotundata (alfalfa leafcutting bee)
Lineage: Eukaryota; Metazoa; Arthropoda; Insecta; Hymenoptera; Megachilidae
Product: dynein axonemal heavy chain 2
Source: RefSeq, a predicted model, not a curated record
AUGCAAAGACGGAAAGAUAAAGUUAAAGAUAAGCCUCCGGAUCCGCACAGAGAGUACUUGGAUGCUGAGUCCACCGACGAGGAGGAGAGGCAAAAGCACACGGAAGAGGAAGUGGUAGAGGAGCUCAGACCAGUCUACGACGAAGAGGAGCUCACGGAACUAGUCAAUUGCGUGAAAGAUAUGACGACUUUGAGUGGGCUAGUCGAAAGCGACUGGACUUACUACUCCGAGAGGACGAUCCGAGAGUUCUUCAAGAACCCGAACUUGGCGGCGCUGACAGUGUAUUUUGUGCGCGACCGGCUGACCGUGUCGCUGAUGUUUCCCCUGAUCCCUGUGCACGAGCUCACGUACUUCGUCAGAGAGUCUCAGGAGAUCCUGCGGGCCGACAAUUUCCGGGAUCGCGUGUUGUUUGGGUCGGUGAACGGCAAGGUGGAGAGCCAUAUUUUGUCGGUGAUGCAGAACGUGUUAACUCCGAUCUUCGUGAAGAUCGAAACCUGGCCAGACAGUAUCCUCUCACGGCUUAACUCGUGUUUAAUUAGUCUACCGGCGUGGAAAGUUGCCGGGUAUCCAGGAACAGUUGCAUAA